Molecule: messenger RNA, 1721 nt
Organism: Mya arenaria
Lineage: Eukaryota; Metazoa; Mollusca; Bivalvia; Myida; Myidae
Product: sialate O-acetylesterase-like
Exons: 9
Coding region: 68-1690 (540 amino acids)
Biological process (GO): carbohydrate metabolic process
Molecular function (GO): sialate O-acetylesterase activity
Source: RefSeq, a predicted model, not a curated record
UCACUUUGUGUUGAUAUACAUGUCUUAAAUGAUAAAGUAACUAUUAACACAGGUAUUUACGGCAGCAAUGCAUUUAAAGUUAGCGCUGUUGUCAAUUGUGUUCGGAUUUACAAGAGGAGAGUUGUCCCUGGCGUCUUACUAUGGCGACCACAUGGUUCUUCAGCGUGCACCCAAGUCCACCUACAUCUGGGGCUACGCGGACACUCUGGGCUCAAUGGUCAGUGUCCAGGUGGCCGGAAUGACCGCGGUCACUACAAGAGUGGUAAGGCACGACCAGCUUGCCAGAAACGUCUGGAAAGUCAUGCUUCCCCCAGUAACAGGACCUGGUCCCUAUCAGAUAAAUAUUACGUCCAGUGAAGGGACGCUGACAAUGAAUGACGUCAUGUUUGGUGACGUGUGGCUCUGCUCUGGCCAGAGUAACAUGCAGUUCACCACCAGCAUGGUAUUCAAUGCGAGCGAAGAGGUGACGGACGCGAACAACUAUCCGGAUAUCCGGUUGUUCACGGUGGCGUUAAAGUGGUCAAACCGGACGCUUUAUGAGCUCACUGAAGUAGAGCAGUCAUGGAGCCGCGCUAGUAAUGAAUCGGUUGGGCACGGUGCGUGGAGCUAUUUCUCGGCUGUAUGCUGGUUAUUUGGGAAACGCCUGUAUCAACACCGGAAGUACCCGAUUGGUCUCAUCGCGACCACGUGGGGCGGUACUCCUGUAGAGGCGUGGUCGUCUCAAGAUGCGAUGAAUAUAUGCGAGCCGGAGAAGGCAGGGCUUACAGAUGCACGAACCAACCAGAAACCACUUGAUAAAAGAACCAAUCAGACUGUGUCAAAUGGCAUUUUCACCGGAAAUGAACCGGCUCCGCAGAAUACUCCCACUCAGUUGUGGAAAGCCAUGGUUCACCCGAUGCUAAACUUAACAAUUUACGGGGCUAUCUGGUAUCAAGGCGAAGCAAAUGCCGGAGCACCGGAGCUGUACAAAUGCCGGUUUCCGGUCAUGAUUUUCGACUGGAGGGCAAAGUUUAAUGAGGGAUCAAGCGGUCAGACCGAUCCUAACUUUCCAUUUGGGUUUGUACAGUUAGCAUCGUGGCGGAACGAUUCCACAAUUACAAAAGGUUUUCCGGAUAUCCGGUGGCGCCAGACGAGCGACUUUGGAUACGUGCCAAAUCCCCAGAUGCCCUACACUUUCAUGGCGGUUGCUAUGGAUCUCCCGGACUUUACAUCACCUUACAACAGCAUUCACCCACGUGACAAACAAGACAUAGCGGAUCGUCUGCUUCUGUCCGCACUUCCGGUUGCUUACAAUGUGACGUCAUUGGGGCGUUACCAGGGACCGCUGGUUUCAAAGGUGACGUAUAGCAAUGCAAGCCUGAUGAUUGAGUUUGACACCCAGAUAGAAAUAAGGACAAAGGAUGGUUUCGAGGUAUGUUGCGCAACGUCCAAAUACAGCAAAUGUGACGGAAGUGACCAGGCUGUAUGGAUUGCGGCCCCUAUUAUGAAAAGCAGCCCCCAGAGUGUGACGCUUCUCAUCUGUAACUCUUCCUUGGGACUCACGCGUGGCUUCCGGUACGCUUGGCGAGAGUCCCCGUGCGCCUUCAAGAAGUGCGCCAUCUACAGUCGACCAGACAUGAACAGCCUUCCUAUGGGGCCAUACAUAAAGAUCGAACUGGACCCACUUAAAUAUUUACCUCACGUUUACUAGACAAGCUUAUGUUGAAUAAAGUUUAUUAGAG